This is a messenger RNA of Manis pentadactyla (Chinese pangolin), 918 nucleotides long. RefSeq names its product olfactory receptor 9G4-like. The transcript has a single exon. The coding region runs from base 1 to 918 and encodes 305 amino acids. NCBI's taxonomy places the organism in Eukaryota, Metazoa, Chordata, Mammalia, Pholidota, Manidae. Gene Ontology annotation, cellular component: membrane. Gene Ontology annotation, biological process: sensory perception of smell; G protein-coupled receptor signaling pathway. Gene Ontology annotation, molecular function: G protein-coupled receptor activity; olfactory receptor activity; odorant binding. The record is from RefSeq and is a predicted model, not a curated record.
AUGGAAGUGGGAAAUCUCACUAUCCUGACUGAAUUCAUCUUGGUGGGCUUCCCAACAGAUCCCUGGUGGCAGCUGAUUCUAUUUGGAAUAUUUCUGAUGCUCUACUUGAUAACUUUGUCAGGGAACACGACCCUGGUUUUCUUAAUCCACAUUGAUUUCUGCCUGCACGCACCUAUGUACUUUUCCAAUAGCAAUCUGUCAAUCUUGGAUUUUCAGUACGCUUCUGUGUAUAGUCCCAGAAUCCUGGCCAUUUGUGACUCAGAAUAUAACUGCAUCUCCUUGGCCGGGUGUGGGGCUCAGUUGUUCUUUUCUUGUGUUGUAGCCUUCACUGAGUGUUACCUCCUAGCAGCCAUGGCAUAUAACUGCCAUGUGGCCAUCUGCAACCCAGGACUUUAUUCAAGUGCUAUCUCCAGUUCUCUCUGUGCUGCAUUCGUUGCUGGCUCCUACAUAGGAGGGUUUUUGAAUGUCAUAGCCCAUACUGCCAACACUUUCCACCUGAGUUUCUGUGGUAAGAAUAUCAUUGACCAUUUCUUAUGUGAUGCACCACCAUUGGGGAAAAUGUCUUGUACAGAUACCUAUGUCUAUGUAAAAGUCCUCCUAGGUGUGGUGGGCUUCACGGUCCUCUUCAGCAUUCUUGCCAUCUUAAUUUCCUAUGUGCACAUCCUCCUGCCUAUCCUGAGGAUCUGCUCAGCCUCAGGAAGGUGCAAGUCCUUUUCUACCUGUGCUUCUCACCUCAUCUCUGUCAUGCUCUUCUAUGGGUCCUUGCUCUUCAUGUACUCAAGGCCAAAUUCCACAUACCCUCUGGAAAGAGACAAAGUGGCUGCUUUGUUCUCCACCAUGAUCAACCCAUUGCUCAACCAUCUCAUCUAUAGCCUGAGAAACAAAGAUAUCAAAGAGUUCUUCUGGAAAGCAUUAUAG